Messenger RNA from Brassica oleracea var. oleracea, 342 nucleotides. RefSeq lists its product as uncharacterized. Bases 1 to 342 code for a protein of 113 amino acids. The transcript is spliced from 2 exons. NCBI's taxonomy places the organism in Eukaryota, Viridiplantae, Streptophyta, Magnoliopsida, Brassicales, Brassicaceae. The record is from RefSeq and is a predicted model, not a curated record.
AUGGUAUUUGAGAAAUGUCUCUGCGAUUUGGGAGCUAGUGUCAGCGUGAUGCCUUUGUCUGUUGUAAAGAAGCUUGGAUUCACUCAGUACAAGAAGUGUAGACUCUCUUUGGUGUUAGCUGAUCGUUCAGUGAAGUACCCUGUGGGCAUCUUAGAGGACCUCCUUGUGAAGAUUGGAAGGUAUGAGAUACCUACAGAUUUUGUGGUGCUUGAGAUGGGCGAGGAGGCUCAAGACCCAUUGAUUCUUGGAAGGUCAUUCUUAGCUACAGCAGGAGCAAUUGUUAAGGUGAAAGAGGGCACAAUUGAUCUCUAUUUGGGAUCUCUGCCAGUAAUCUCUUCAUGA